Messenger RNA from Schistosoma guineensis, 5479 nucleotides. The record is from the annotation of a GenBank genome assembly. NCBI's taxonomy places the organism in Eukaryota, Metazoa, Platyhelminthes, Trematoda, Strigeidida, Schistosomatidae.
ACUGAUUUGAAAUUUGAAUGCGGUAAUCUAUCCCGGAAAAGUAUCUUCAAACAUUUAAAUUCCAGGCGUGUUCAAUAAGUUUUCACUAUGCAAGUAGAGUAUAAAUUCGAUGUGGAUUAUGCCAAAAGUAACAGAUCUAAGUGCAAUAAAUGCAGAGUUGAAAUCGACCAAAAUUCUCUGCGUAUCGCCAUGUUGGUACAAGCACCAAAUUUCGACGGGAAAAUCCCCAGAUGGUUUCAUUACGAUUGUUUCUGGAAAUCAAAAGCGCAUGUUGAGAGUACUGCUGAGAUUAAACAUUUCGAUUCCAUUCGUUGGGAAGAUCAAGAAAAAAUUAGAUCUGCAAUCAAUAGUGAAAUCGGUUCUUUAAAGCCAACCAAAACCCGUAAAUUCACUGUGAAGUUAUCAGAUGGGGAUUUAUCGUGUACUCAUUGCCAGAAACCACUAAAGCAUGUGAGUAUUUAAUUUGUGUGUAAUGUUUGGAGAACGUCUUUAUUAGUUUGUUAUUUUUGUGUCGUUUUCUGCCAGUUGCAAGACGAUUUAUUUAUUUAGUAAAAGGCCUGUUUCCAAGAAACUGAAGUCGCUUCAGAAGGAUUUGUUGCUUUCGUCCAUUUAGGAGUACUUGUUAUAUGGACUCACAAGUCUAAUUUUCAGGCUUCAUUGUCGAUUAUUUUUUGGGUUACUGUACACGUAGUGUUCAUGUAAUCAAGUAGAACUUUUAGAAGACUCAACUUUUUCUGACUUUUUCUCGGAAUGUUUUAACUGUUACCGCUUUUUCUUUGUUUACUAUGUUUAGCUUGUCUCUGUUUUGGUAAUCGGGAUCGACCAGGUAAAUACUGAAUUGUGUUUGUGACAGCAAUAGUCACAUUUAUGGGUGACUCAAUGUGUACAAUAAGUAUAAUCUGAAGAUGAAAUCUUGCUUGUCUAACGUCCUCUCGUACUUCCCUAUGAUACUGUUUUGGGCAACAAGAAUAUAGGAAAACUAUGAACGGGUAUUAUUGCCGUCAAAAUUUAUUUACUUACUCAAUUGGUAACGGAGUCGUCUCAGGGUUUAUCAUGGGAAAGUUUGAGAUUUGUUGAAAUGAUAAACAGACUGCUGAUAAGUGCUGCUUACGAGAUGGAAUCUCUGGUAUAAGUUCUCACAAUUCUAUCAACCCGUUCAUCUUGUUAAAACCACACCAGCACUCGAAAGUGUGAAUCUGUCGUUUUCACUGUUAAAGUGACAUCAGUGAUCAUCUGCCCAUAUUCUUUCCAUUUAUUUCUAUACAUGGCUCCUCACUUACUGCAGUGAAAGUUUGGUGUUUGAGGUUUCCAACUGUAGGCCACCAAGUCCCAGGUUCUAAUCCCCUUCCACCUACUUCGGUUAUCGCGACCGGGCAAUAUUCUUACGGUGUGGAAUAUACCCAAUUACCUGGUGAAUCAGUUUAUUGAGGAAAACUACAAUCCUAAAUUGAAAGUUGUUUUCGUGAAAAGCGAACGGUCUGAUUAUCCUAAUGGUGCAUCCAGCUCCUCAACUGACUAAAGUCGUCAUAUCAGCUAGUCAAAACCAGUUGUCCUCAUAUGCUUUACUUUUCGCCAUAAAAGUCAGUAUGAUUACAGAAACGAGUUCCAAGUACUACCGAGCCCCCAAAUGUCCUGGUACGGCCGAGAUUGGGGAGAGUCCGCUCUCCCUCUCGAAAUGCUAUCACAUGGCCACGCGUAUAUAGUCUCUGUCAGGGAAGUCCUACUCACUACCUUCUCGUGGCGGUGGUGUUGUUUACGGAAAUGAGAGAACGAAAAGCAUAUGUCCGGCGCUUUAACCGGGUCGGUGGACACGGAGAGUCCGCCUAGGGGAGUUGGAAAACCCUGAUUCCAAACCAGUGGUGUAAAUGGGGUCCAGCAUCCUGAGAGAACAAAUGGUGUAUGGACUAAUUAUUUUUUACCGGCUAUCAUGGGACUGCAUCUCCUUACGUUUCUCCACUGCCUUGUGGACCAAACCUUAAGGUCGAAUGUUCCAGGUGUGGUCCCUGAGAAAAUCACUUGUUUUGGUCUGGGCACCCGGACAGUAUCCCAGCCCCUAUAUAAAUCGAGUAAUUUAUGUAGCGCGUAUGUUUGGUGCCUCCAAUAUCUACCAAUAUCUAUGUGUUCAAAUAAAUAAAUAAAUGAAUAAAUUACUGUAUAUCUUCAACUACUGGUUACAGUUUACAUGCGCACAUCCACGAGGUAGGUUUAUCUCACUAGCAUGAAUCGAAUCAAUUAGUCAUACACAUUGGUUUGAUCACUUCUACCUUUCUCCCAACAUAUACACAAAUAAUCCAUCAUUGCAUGUAAAGAUAGUCGGUAGUUGGGCAUACGUACUACAUCCCAAUCGUUCUAGCCGAUGAAAAUCCAGUUUAUCAACAUCCACUUUACUUCUCCAUUGUUAUUAUUGAUCUAUACCUCCCAAAAAAAAGUAUUCGAUAAAAAUCAUCUCUAUAACUGUAUGGUCUAAUUCAACAUAAUCGGGAAGUUUAAUUGGCAAUUAAAUAUAGAUUUAAAAUUUACUCGAACUCUGUAAUCAGUGUAUAUGUUCUAAGAAACUUUAAUGACAAUUCAAAUUCCACAGGAACGUCAUACAGUAUGUGAAUCUGGGAAAAAGCCAACAUUCAUGUGUCACCUAUCCUGUUUUCUUAAAAGUAAUGAGUGUCCAGAGGAUAUUUCACAACUGAUAGGUUUUCGUAAAUUGUCGACUGUCGAUCAGGAUGCAGUUGUUUUGGCAUUUCGUGAAAACUCAAAGGAAAAUCGUAAACGUCCUGGACAGCAAACUGAACAAGAUUCAAAAUUGAAAAAACCUAAAUUAAAUGGAGAUGUUGAACAGGAUGAAUUACGUAAACAAAAUAAAUUAUUAUGGAGUUUAAGAGAUAAACUAGAAAGUCAAGUAUCCAAAGAAGCAUUAAUUGGUUUAUUGGAAUACAAUAAACAACAUGUUCCAUCUGGAUUAUCUCGUCUAUUAGAUGCAGUUGCUGACGCUAUGAUAUUCGGUGCUCUACCAUAUUGUCCUAGUUGUAAAAAUGGACCAUUACAUUAUAGUAAUGGACAGUUUAAAUGUAGUGCUAUGGCAACUGAAUGGGUUCAAUGCCUUUAUUAUACACGGACACCUGAUCGAAGAAAGUUUAAAAUACCUGAGGAAUAUCAUGAUGUUGAUUUUUUAAAAAAUUACAAAUAUGUUAAGCGUACACGAUUAUUUCCACCUGAUUCAGUGUCUGAUGUUACUGGUCCAUUAACUGGCCUGUUUUUCUACAUUACAAAUGGACCAUUCGACAGCGGAAAAACAAAAGAACAAUUAAUACGUGAAUUGGCCAAUCUAGGUGGUGCUAUUAUGAGUAAGCUCAGUGUUAAUUCAAUUGUUGUCUCCACAUUGAACGAAUUGGAACAAAUUCAAAGUGAUAAUAAUGAUACGAAUAAAACUUACUCGAAAGAAGCUCUGACAACUGCACGUUCUUACGGUUUACGUGUCAUUAAUGAACACUUCUUAUCAGAAUUCAAUCCUAACAGUUUGGACUCUAAAAAAUUGGAAUCGAAAAUCCAGCAACUCUUAGCCAAAUAUACAAUAUCCAAUUGGGAGGUGAAGGCUCGUGCAUUAAAAAUUGAGAAAGAGGUGAAAAAUUUACUAUUGAAUGAUGAUAACGGUGAACAAGAAAUGAUGCGAAUGAUAAUGAAAAAUGGUGCAGUGGUCGAUCCUCAAUCAGAACUGGUCAAUAAAGCCACAGUAUUGAAAGAUGAGAAGGGAGAAUUCAUGACUGCUGUACUCGGUAUGGUUGAUUUAAUCAAAGGUUCCAAUUCAUUUUACAAACUUCAAGCGCUUCAGUCUGAUAAAUCAUCACGUUGUUGGGUAUUUCGCGCAUGGGGUCGUAUUGGUACAUCGAUUGGUGGCACUAAAAUUGAAUCGUUUCCUAAUGCCACUUCAGCUCGUUCAACAUUCAAAGAGAUUUAUUUUGAAAAAACUGGCAAUGAAUGGGAGGAUCGUAAAAACUUUCGUAAAAUGCCACAUAAAUUCUAUGAGUUAGAAUUAGAUUAUAACUCUUCAAAGAAGAAUGAAAUUCAAACUAUCAGUAAUAUACCAUGUAAACUACACCCGGCUCUACAAUCGCUCUUAAAAUUUAUUUGUGAUGUUAAAUCUAUGGAAAAAACAAUGGCGGAGUUUGAACUUGAUCUAAGAAAAAUGCCUUUGGGUAAACUGUCUAGUAAUCAAAUUCAUGAAGCUUAUGAUGUAUUGAAUUCUCUCAGUAAACUUGUUAGUUCACGUCCUUCUACUAAACAACAAUCUCAAACAUUGGAUCGAACACAAAUACUAAGUGAAUCUACACGUUUCUAUACAUUGAUCCCGCAUGAUUUCGGUUUCAAAACACCACCAAUGUUAGAUAAUAAGAAAAUUAUUACCAAGAAAAUACGCAUGUUAGAAGAUCUGUUAGAAAUUGAAUUAGCUUAUAAAAUGCUACAAACUAAAGGAGAUUCUAAACGUAAUCCAUUGGAAGAGCAUUAUGAACAGUUGCAUACUAAAUUAGAGCCUUUAGAUAGUAAUUGUGAAGACUAUAAAUUGAUUUUGGAUUAUGUACGUGAGACUCAUGGCGCUACACAUACACAAUAUACACUCGAAGUAUUAAAUAUCUUUGAAGUACAUCGUGAUGGAGAGGAUAGUCGUUUUGCCAAGUGUAAAAUUGCUCAACAUAAUAAACAGUUGUUAUGGCAUGGUUCACGUCAAACAAAUUGGAUGGGUAUAUUAUCUCAAGGUUUACGAAUUGCACCGCCUGACGCUCCAGUUACUGGUUAUAUGUUUGGCAAAGGUAUUUAUUUCGCUGAUAUUGUCAGUAAAUCAGCUAAUUACUGUUUUACGACACAAUCUCAACCGGAAGGACUCUUACUAUUAUGUGAAGUUAUCCUAGGUGAUAUGAAUGAAUGUUUACAAGCGGACGCGAGUGACUUGCCACCAAACUAUCAUAGUCGUAAAGGCAUUGGGUCAGUUACUCCGGAUCCGUCGACAUUUCACACCAAUAAAGAUGGUGUUGUUUAUCCUAUUGGUAAACCGAUUGAUUCAAAUGUAGCAAAUACCACUUUGUGUUAUAAUGAAUACAUUGUAUACCAUGUAUCACAAGUGAAACAAAAAUAUUUAGUUCGAGUGAAAUUUCAUUACAAAUGAACAACAAAAACGAAAUUGUUUUUUGUUCACAGCUAAAAAUUGUCAUCUCAAUUACUCUAUUUCUUAUAUCAAUCGUUUUGCUCAUGGUGUGUGUACGUGUCGUUGAUUAAUCUCGGUGCGUUUAUUACAUACAAUCAAUUUUAUUAUUCUCCGGUGUCUGAAUCAUUUCGAGUAUUCUUUUCAUUUAUCUUCUGUUGCAUUUAAGACUAACAGUAUUAUUAUUUUCAUUAUUAUCAUCUAUAGAGCUUAACAUAUAUACAUUCGUAUCAUUCAUUUGAACUCCUGAGAUCAUUUCACAGAGUCAAUAAAUCAAUCAAAUACGUUCAU